UUCGAAGGUCGUGAGCUUCAUGUGACGUCGAAUCAUCACCUUUAGACAGAAGGCCCCAUCUGUCAAUUUUCACGCCUUCACGGCACUUUCCAAAAACAGUUCCCUACCGAAUCUAAUCAUACAAAAGGUUGUUCCAGCUGUUGCUACCAUACGAAAAUCCCCUCGACUCCAGGUAUUUCAUCUCAUAUCCUUAUAUCCGCAUUCGUUACCUGCAAUGGGUCUUCUCGACAAUACUUUUGGUGCAUUCUUAAUCGGGGUUGUCAUCUCUGCCACCCUUUACGGUGUCACUUGCGUGCAGACAUGGUACUACUACAGCCGCUACCCCUCGGACCCUUGGUACAUCAAGCUCUUAGUUGGCGCAGUGCUUCUAUCUGAUUCGGUUCAUCAAGCUCUCAUUACGCAUACAGUGUAUACUUAUCUUGUUACUGACUUUGGCGUCCCUGCUGACCUCGGCAAACUUGUCUGGAGUUUGAUCGUCGAAGUAUUGUUCAAUGGCUUCACUGCACUUAUCGUUCAAAGCUUCCUUACCAUGCGGGUAUAUAGACUAAGCAACAAGAGUAUAGUUGCGACCCUCUCUGUACUGUCCCUUGUCUUUGGUGAAUUUCUCCUUGUUGUCAUAUACGUUGCGAAGGCUAUCAAUAUGACGACAUUCGUAGAACUCGCCACGCUCAAGCCAUUGUCCAUGUCUGUAAAUGCCUUAGCAGCCGCUGGAGACGUCCUCAUCGCCGCAUUGCUCUGCACACUCCUUCAACAAUCUCGCACUGGAUUCCGGAGGUCCGACAACAUGAUCAAUAAGCUGAUUCUAUUCAGCAUCAACACCGGUCUCCUCACCAGCAUUUGCGCGGUCAUGUCCCUCGUUUCUAUUACAGUGUGGGAUGGUACUUUUAUUUAUAUCGCAUUUUAUUUCUGCUUGGGCCGUCUUUACUGCAAUUCGCUGUUGGCGACCCUUAACGCACGCAAGAGUCUUCGUGGUGAUACCCGGGACGAUAACAUGUCGCUCUCGCUUCAGGGAAUCCAGAAGACCUCUAAUAGCAUUGGUACUUCGCAAAAGCGGGCUCCGAAUAACAUCUCGAUUAAAAUUGAUACCACGCAGGAGUACGUUCGAGAUGAGGCCGUUUAGUCGGUUCGGGCAUGAGUGCCACGAGGACGAUGAGAAGCGUGAAAUGUACCACCCCAUACUUUUGGUG
This is a messenger RNA of Suillus bovinus, 1187 nucleotides long. RefSeq lists its product as uncharacterized. The transcript has 15 exons. The record is from RefSeq and is a predicted model, not a curated record. NCBI's taxonomy places the organism in Eukaryota, Fungi, Basidiomycota, Agaricomycetes, Boletales, Suillaceae. Bases 215 to 1120 code for a protein of 301 amino acids.